GUAUGGCGCCUGUCAGCUGUUAGCUAGUGUGAAACAUCAGUCAGUGUCGGUAACUAUCUAACAAUGUUUUCUGUGGGGGUUCUGCAUAGAUUACGACCCUGCCGUGUUUCUCAGCUCUUCAGUAACAGACACGUCACGGCCACGCGACAUGUAGCGACGCUGAGCGCGUGCUGUGUGAGGACAGAGAGCGCGAGGAGGCUCCGCGCGGAGGGAAGGUCGCUGCUCUCCCUCAGCAACAAGGUGCAGUCCCACCUUCCAUUCACCCGUUGUCUCUUUGGGGCAACCAACUCUGAAGAUGGCAACCUCAUUUACACUGGCAACCUGGGCCGCACUGUUCGAACGGUGAAGAUGUUUUCCUACGGCACCAGUGCAGUCAGCAUCGUUCUCGUGCCCCAGAUCUUCCUGAAGUCAGAACUAGUGGCCCAGAGCCUCAUCGCCACAGCUUCUAUGUAUGGAGUCAUUGCAUUCUUCACCUUCCUCACCCCCGUCCUCCUCCACUACCUGACCAAGGUCUACGUGCUCCGCCUGUACCAUAACCCCGACACAGACACCUAUACAGCCAUUACCUGCAAUAUCGUCCUGGCUGAGAAAAAGACAGUGUUCCACCAGAGACAGGUGAAGGUCCCAGCGGUCAGCCAGAUGUUCACCACCUUCUACGCUGACAAGAAGGGUCUGCUGGUCAACCCGGACUUGUUUCUUCUCCCUCAGGACUACAACCACCUGAUGGGCUACGAUAAACCCUUCAGCUUUGACAUAGACGACGUAGAGAAAUCUGAGAAGAACUGAGCUGCUGAUAGUCUAGACGGAUUUCAGAAUAAAG
Molecule: messenger RNA, 820 nt
Organism: Centropristis striata (black sea bass)
Lineage: Eukaryota; Metazoa; Chordata; Actinopteri; Perciformes; Serranidae
Gene: tmem70
Product: transmembrane protein 70
Exons: 3
Coding region: 64-786 (240 amino acids)
Biological process (GO): mitochondrial proton-transporting ATP synthase complex assembly
Cellular component (GO): mitochondrial membrane
Source: RefSeq, a predicted model, not a curated record